This is a messenger RNA of Acanthopagrus latus (yellowfin seabream), 2532 nucleotides long. RefSeq names its product polymeric immunoglobulin receptor-like. The transcript has 9 exons. Lineage: Eukaryota; Metazoa; Chordata; Actinopteri; Spariformes; Sparidae. The record is from RefSeq and is a predicted model, not a curated record. The coding region runs from base 25 to 1101 and encodes 358 amino acids.
UUCAUUUCUCACUUUCUCUGCAACAUGGCCGUUCGUCUCAGAAUCCUUGUCAUCCUCACGGGACUCACAGGAAUUCACAGCAUAACUACAGUCAGUAAAGUGUCAGUGAAGGCUGGAGGCUCAAUCUCUAUCCCAUGUCUCUAUGAGCCACGAUACAGAAACAAUUUGAAAUACUUAUGUAAAGGGUAUGAUUGGAUCUCCUGCUCAUCUGCAAUUAAAACAGACAAACAAAGUUCAGGAAGGUUUUCAAUCUCUGAUGACAAAAUCCAAAGAAUCGUCACUGUGACCAUAAAAGAUCUGAAGGAACAGGACCGUGGUGAUUACUGGUGUGCUGUGGAUAUUAAAAAACUGGUAGAUGAAAGAAAGCAUUUUUACCUGUCAGUCACUGGAGAUACACCCGCUCUCAAUGUGGAUCAUCAGGAGAUUCAAGGAUUUAUUGGAGAAGAAAUAACCAUCAAGUGUCAUUAUUCUAAACGUGGAGUAAUAAAGUGGUGCAGGCUGGGCAGCUCCUGUGUGACAGAACCAUCUGGAUCAAUAGAUGGAACAGAAGUGACCAUUGAUAGGAGAGUUCCCAGUGUUUUUACUGUGACUAUGAGUGGACUGAGGACAGAGAGCAGCGGCUGGUAUUGGUGUGACAAAGGAGGUUUCCAGAUGCCGGUGCAUUUAACUGUUACAGAGAAACCGACCACUAUCACUGUUGCAGCAACAACACUCUUAACCACCACUGAGCCUGAGAAUCCCCCCACUGGUUCUGUAGACGAAGAAACUACCACAGUUCAGAGUGAACAGCUAAGUGAUUCAAUUUAUGUAAAGAGCUUCAUCAUCCUUUUGAGCUUGUUGAUCGUCAUCGCAAUGGUCACCAUGUUCAUCUGGUUAAAGUUGAAAAAGCACAAGCAGGCCAAAGCUGCAGCGUCAACCACAACGGCUGAAGUGGACGUCACUUACUGUAAUAUUGGGGAAAUGAGAAAAACUUCAGGCCAGACAUCAAAUACUCAGAGCAAUGUGGAUGUGAUGUACAGCUCUGUGGUUUUCAAGAAACCAAAACGUGCCCUAAAGGUUGAAUCAAAUGAUGACAAUGUUACAUACAGCACAUUGGCUUAGCACCAGCACAGCCUUCCUCUGUAUUUCUGUCUAUAUUUUAGUCUACAAGGAUGAGUAUUUUAAAUGAUAGUGUUGUAAUUUGUUAUCUGAUGCCAUAAGUCAGUUGUGCAGUAACUUCUCUCCUCUUCAGUUUUACACCUUCUCUCCACCAGUUCCUCUUUUGCAUUUGAAAGAAGCUUUGCCCUGUUUGCUUUCCUGGUGUUAAAGGUCACAUUAAGUUUGCAUGUGUUUCACAAUCAUAAGUGUAUGUGUGUGUGUGUGUGUGUUAUAUAUUCAUAUAAAUCUUCAUCGAUCAGUCUUGUCCUCUCUUCAUGACAUUUUUAUUGUCAGACAAAGCUGCUUCACAAAUGGAUGAUUCUGUAGUGCCAGAUAUCAGCUGCUUAGUGAAGGCUCAUACAGUUUUCUGGAUCUAUCAGGUGCCAGAGACGUGGCAUAAAUGUGUAAAAAUGGAGUCCGAUGUAAAAUGUCCUUACAUAAAUUACGGCUAUAAUGGCGUCAUUGUAAGUAAUGCUUUUUUGUAUAUCUUUUUGAGGGCUUUCUCCUCCAUCUUUUACAGCCAUUUUCAACAUUAUUUAAGUUGGUUGAAGUUAAAAUGGCAUGUCUGUAUGAUAAACUCAAAGCUCCACACCCGAGAUGAAAACAUUAAAUCUACUGAAACAUUUUGAAUAUAUCUAGUGAAAACAUUACUUUCGUUUUUGUGUAGUUUAUUCAAAUACUGAUUGAUUUGUCUCACAGACGUUGCUGCCAGUGCUGCAACUUUGGCCGACAAGGCUUAGGAUGGUGAAAACUCACUUGAAGUGAUCAAACAGCACUGUUCAGCCCCCUUUAAUGUUUUUGCAAAUCACCAUGGAACUUCCAAGAGAACUGCUUCCUAAAUUGCAUCAAGUAAAACAUUCUUCAGAUUUCCCAACAUCCCUUUUAUGUUGGUGUCCACUUCCUGUCAUCCCCAGUUUCUCUACACUUGUGUAUAAAAUCUCUUAAUCAAAAUAGCUCUCUUUUUGCACAACAGACUGUACAGACUGUAUCCAUUUGCGAAUGGCUGCUAAGAGCAGUUUGAAUAAGGGGCGACAAAAAAGACCAAACUAAGGAAGUGCUUUUUACUCAAUCACUGUGUUGACAUCUUGUCAUUCAAUUCAUUUCUUAACCAUGACCAAGUGUUCCAGUGGGUAGGUUAUCUCAUAUUGUGAAGAAUAUCCACUCAUCAGAUUAUAAACAGAUGGGCUACUUACUGUAUGCAAGGCCUACUUAUAAUAACAUACCAAAAUAUAACCCUGUACCCUUGUAACCCUGUGGCCCCAUGCACUAUUGACUCCAUCAGCUAGCUUAUGUAAUACCACUGCCUUAGUUACAGAUACAAUUGCAUCAUGUUCAUGUUUCUUUUGUCAAGUAGCAACACCACUUAGUAAAAUGACUGCAUGUUAUAACAAUUAU